Messenger RNA from Necator americanus (New World hookworm), 2184 nucleotides. RefSeq lists its product as uncharacterized. Lineage: Eukaryota; Metazoa; Nematoda; Chromadorea; Rhabditida; Ancylostomatidae. The record is from RefSeq and is a predicted model, not a curated record. The coding region runs from base 1 to 2184 and encodes 727 amino acids. The transcript is spliced from 10 exons.
AUGUGGUUCUGGUGGUUUGGCAUGCUUGUCGUAUCAGGCGUAAGUGACGCCAAGGCGCAAAACAUUCAGUCGGCUCUAAAAGCGAAAAAUAUGCAAAGAAAAACAAAAAAAAGACAUUUCUUUCAAAGUCUGGUUUUUCUUCUCAUCAAAGCACUACAAGAAAUAAAGAUAUUUCCUGCUGUAUCAUACAUACUCUUCUUCUUCUAUAUUUCUCGCAUUUUUCAUGCUCUUCCUCCAAGAACUGCUGAACGUCGUGUUCUAACUGUGGACCACGAUGGGAACGUCGUUAGCGAAAGACGAAAUGAUGGCGUAUCGCGGAAGAGUCACCGAAGGAUUCCGAAACAAAUCAGCCGUAGAAUUGAACAGCGAAUUCAAGUGCAAAGGUUCUCUCGUCCACCUCAAGCAUUGCUUUUAAGACGACCACUCACCCGUAUCGAGCCAAACACUCCGACACCGCGCAGAUCAUCGUCGCCACGAGACGAUGAGAUUUCAUGGCGCACACGGACUCGAACAAUUCUAAGCUCAUUGCCUAACUCCGCUAACCUACCACUGACGAGAUCAACCCGAAUUCGACGACCACUUCCAGCAUUCACUCGAGAGCCGUCGCCGCGACAUCGAGGUCAUUCGUCCCGACGAAUUGUGGACAACGGACUGAGAAGGAUCACUAUUCCACUACCGCAUGAGCCUCCUCGCUGGACUAGCCGACCUCUAAUUCGAUUCUCCCGUCCUACUACUAAUAAAAAAUUAACGGCUAAUGACAGAAUUCUGCCACGACCGAAAUCUGGUGAAGAUCGACCAGUUUUAGCACGACGACCAUUUGACCUAUCGGAUACCGAUAUCGAAAGAGCUGUCAUAAAGGCGAUCCUAGAAUCAUCAACUGCUGCGUCUAAAAAGAAGUCACGGCUCCGACGACCUAAUCUUCACGCUAAUCCAAGCACAGACGAAUUUAAUAACAAUCGAGUAUCGCAAAUCACAUUCACACCUACAGGAGUCUCGAAUACUGCUCAAACAAGGAAACCAUUCACAACAACGCUUGGCAACUCGUUCACAGCCGGGGAUGCAGAGUUUAGCGAGCCAUUCAUUCCACUUCUCACGACAACACCAACAGUACUUCCUCAUUUCGAAAGAACCUCAGUUACAAAGAGCUCAUUCCCGCUCUCAACCUCUCGGAGGGUUACUCUCGUUUUCGACAAAGGUCACACCUCACAACAAAGAUCAAGAAGUCGUCCUCUUCACAAGCACAGUAGUCUGUCUUCGUCUCUUCUCCAUACUAGCACUACAACUAUGGAGAAAGUUUCAUUCACUACGGAAUCUCCAACAACAACAACAACAACAACAACAACAACGGCAAUAACAACAACACCAGUAACAACAACACCAACAACAACAGCAUUGCCUUUCCAGACGCCAGUAACCACUAGCGUAAGUCCCAGCAGCGCGCUGUUAACCACUGGACAAGAGGAAGUCACUUCACAUCGAACGCUAUCCACUAUUUUCACGACUCCAUCAACAGCUCAGACUAAUAAAAUAAUAUUGAUGGAGUUGACCCCAGCGUUGCUACUAACGAUAAAUCCAGAAGAAUCGCAGCCAAUGAGCACAACAUUCUCUAGCAGCUCCGAUUUCGAUGAAGAGAGCACCAGUUUGAAUUUGGCAACAAUUCCCUCUUCUGAUGAUACCUCAACAACCAUUCAAACUUUCGUAGGUGAUACUGAUUCUGGGGAAUUUGCCAAAACAACAACAUUUGCUAGAAGUAGAGGUGUAUCGAAAGAAAAAGACGCAUUGACUAAGAGCACUGAAACAUCGUCGAAGCCUGACAGCAAGUCUCAAGACGACCUGCUGGAUGACGCCGACGCAAAAACUCUGUCCUCAGAGCAGAUGAGAAGACCCACAGCCACGCCAUCUCCACUAAUCACCCAGGCAGAAAACCAGACAAGUCAAAAUGGCGGCGAGCUCAAAGAGGAGUUGAACAAAAAUAUUAUCGAGGGUGAACCAUUUACGGUAAUGCCACCAUCGCCAAUACUCUCGACGACGACUCUAUCCAUACAAGAAAUCGGAGCUCCUGGAGCUGAACCGCCAAAUGAUUCUGUUGUUGCAGAACUAAAUAACGCGGAAAAUUUCAUGGAGGUCGCCCGUCGGCUACAACUUUUAAGAACGAACUUCUCACGAGACCGGCAUCGAACAUAA